GCCUCCGCCGCCGUCGUGGUGGGGCGAGCAGUGUAUCCGUGACGUCAUAUAAUUAGAGUAAAUACAAAGUAGUCUUGAUGGGACAGCGGCGUGCGCCGCACCGUGAGUCGCUGGUCCGAGCGUGUCAAACUUGUAUCGUUUUGAUAUACGCACACCGCGUUCUCUUGCUAGGCGGUGCUUGCUUCAGCCACGGCCCUUACACAUUUUACAAGGCAGUAAGGAUAAGUAACGGUCGUGUCCUUCGUCUCGGUAGUUUCUUCCUGACGAAAUUGUGGAGCGAUGCCGAUCUCGUCAGCAUCGGCGAACUUCAGCUACUGUGGAUGGACAGUCGUGGACCGAAUCAGCCUUUGGCGUCUUUGCGACUUUAUUUCUUACCUGAAAACACGCCGGAUGGAAGGAGGGACACGCACGGAGAGGACGAGGUGCUGACGAUUUCAGAAAAAGUAGUCGUCCGCGUGCACGACCUAGUCACAUGGCUUUCACCUACGUUAGAAUGGUCGUGGGGACGGGAAGUGUCCUAUCCAACGACCCCGACGUCGUCCCCGGAGACUAGUCCACUUAGAUACGAGAUGCCGCAGCCACAGGUGCUGACGGAUCCGGGGAUCGAUUUCUCGGACGUCGAGAAACAGCAGAAGGAAUACGAAAGCAAUCUGAAUUCUUUGAAAAGAUCGGACAGCUUCCAAACGAAGGUGGUGGUACUCUCAUAUCCUAGAUAUUGCCGCUAUAGGGCACUUCUACGUAGACUCGAAGGUGCCGAGCCUUCCUGGCUGUGCUCGUCCAUCGCGGCCGCGUUAGGGGGUUUCACCGCGACACCAGGCACCAAGGUGCUCUUCUGCAGAGACACAUUUGACUAUCCGGAUCUCGAGACUCAUGAGCUGCUGUGUAAUCACUUGGCGCCGAAAUUAAAAGGUAGACCACGAAGAAAACGUAAAAAGCGCAGCGCUUCGCCGGGCGAAUCCUCGAACGAGAGCGAAGCUUCAGUGGCGUCGACGUCGAAGAGUACGUCGGCGAUCACCAGUCUGGUGAUACCCACGGUCGGAAGACCGCCCUUGUCCGGGAUACGGCGGAGCGAAAGGAAGACCAGCGCGGAAGAAAAGAAAUUCAUCACCGACGUGCAGAGUUUUAUGAACUCUCGGGGUACGCCGGUCGGAAAGAUGCCACUGCUGGGCUACAGGCAGAUCGAUCUGUUCCUGUUCUAUACAAAAGUGCAAAUGCUUGGUGGUUAUGACUCCGUCAGUGCUGGGCGUCUUUGGAAGACCAUAUACGAUGACAUCGGUGGUAACACGGGUUCUACUAGCGCAGCGACUAUUACACGUAGACACUACGAAAGAUUAUUAUUACCUUACGAAAGGUAUCAGCGAGGCGAAGAAACAAAAGUGAGACUGAACCUCGGACGACGUACCAAGAGUAUGAGUGCAUCCGAAGAUUUAGACAUCAAGGAGGAAUCGAGCGAGCUCUAUAUGUCGGAGACACCUCCACCAAUAGAUGUAAUUCCUGCGACCACAACAUCACCCUUACAACCAAUAAUGUCAGCAACAACAACGACUUUACUCUUGAGUGAGAAACCCAAAGCCGAAACUGGCAAGACAUCCUCGUUACGUAGCGUGCGAGUGAAGCCGGAACGCCUGAAAUCUUUGAAUACAAUAAUCGCCAAUAAUGCGACACCUUCCAGCCAGCAAGCUAGCCAACUGCCAAGUCCACCGCCAUCCUCCAAUACAUCUAUCUCGACGCCCAAUAGCACACCCUCCACAACACCGACGAAUGGUACCAGUAACAAUCAGAGUGUCUUGGAGAGGCAGCUCAACAGUCCUUUGAUAUCCCAACAAGUUCCACCAUCGUGUUCGCCACCAGGCUUGCCUGUGACUAGUGUAGCGGCAAACGUGUCGACGGUUGUCACUCUAACGCCUCCACCUGAGAAGGAUAUGAAGGAGAUCAAGUUGGAUCCCAAGCAAACAACUUUGCUGGCACAAGGCAAGGAAAAUAUACCACUAUUCGGCGGCGAGAAAUUCGCGGAAAAGACGAUAAUGCCACCAGUCUCCAGAUCACCUGAAGUGAUUGACCUUGAAAAUGAGAAUGACACGAGUCGAGACAAAAUAAUCAUUCCCAGCUUUAAGAAACGUAAACUCGAGAUUUUGCGUGAAGGCGGUCUCGAAGUUACCGCCGUCGAUCUGGACGUGCGACCGAGCGUAAUUCAAAGCUGUGUUGGUAUGUCGCCGCAACAACAUCAACAGCAGCAAUCGCCAUCAUCCUUGCCUGCUACAAUGAAGUCUACUGAAGAGAAGCAACCAUCGAUCUCGCCGUAUCCACUUCCAGUUACGCCCAACUCCAUUCCUAAAUUGAUAUCCGUCACUGUGACACCCGACAUAGGACAUAUGUUACCGUCGCCGCAUGAGCAUCAAAAUCAUCCGCCGCGAAUACCAACGAUUAAACAAUUACCAGUUCAUCACAACAAUAAUAAUAUUAGCAUGAUGAAUAACAAUAAUAUGAUAAACAGUCGAAUAAUAAAUCUCGGUAGCUCGAACAAUACCGCGCUAUUGCAACUGUAUGCGAAUGCGAACGUCGUACCAUCAACCAUUUCGUCUGUGCAACAAUCAAGCCAUCGUUUCGUUCCACCAAAUAUUCCAAAUGGCAGGUUAUUACUACCAAAGGUGACACAAUCAAGGUCAAUAUUUAUGCACAAUGAAAGGACAGUUUAUGGAAAUCCCAAAGAUAUUUUGAACUCUCCUCCAAAAUAUCACUCGCCGCAUCCGCAUCAACAACAGCAGCAACAACGCUCGCAGCAACAUUCACAAAUGAGCUCCAGCAACGACAUCGGACAAGGAGGUGUUCUCGAUCUGACGCAAAAGAACGAGAAACCGACGUUCCCUAGGCCCAGUCUAGAAAUAGUCAGAGUACCUGUAGUGCAGAGGCCUAAUCCAUUAAAUCUGGACGUGCGGAAUUCACCCGUAGCUAAGGACAAAUUGUCGGAGAGAUCUGUCGUCGACUGUCCAAAGCGAAUACCUUUCCCUGCCUACCAAAAUGUAAUUGACAGUCGAACUAUCGCGUCGAAUAACCUCGAGAUUACGCUAGUGAAUCCCAAGCACAAAAACAAUCAUCACGUCAUACCGUCUCAUGUUCAAAUACCGAGUCCACCUAAUAAAAAUGCGAUAGGAACGAUAAGUAGCGUGCAAAUGAGACAGCAACAAUCGCAGCAACAAGUGAACGGAAAGUAUACGGUGAGAAAUGAGCCUAUUUCGCCGUACACACCAAGGAAGCCAAGUCAUCCCAUCAUACCAAACGUACCCAAUCUGAAUCAUUUGAAUCAUAGUGGAAGUUCAUUUCCUAGAAUUCAGGCAACGACAUUGCAACCACAACAACAAAUGAGCAUUGAUAGAAGGAAAGCGGCUGCGGAGGCCGGUAGGGAUCAUCAACAUCGUAGGAUUAGUGAAGGCGAGAAAUCAUCAUCUUUGGCAGCGCAACAGCAGCAGCAGCAGCAGCAACAUCAUCAUCAUCAUCAUCAGGAAUCCAGGCAAAACGAGGCUGUGCGGCGACACAGUCUAUCCAGCAUACCAUCGGGAUUCGUACCGACGGUACCGCAAAAUAAUUCUGCUCCCUUUCCUCUGCCACAAUUGCCAAACGCGUCCGGCAAGUUCCUACCAAUUCUGGACCCCAUGUACUACUCCACGUUCUAUAACGGUUUGUUCCCACCGCCGAUUCCGCCCACGGCCACCGCAACUGCUGCCACCGCGUCGUCGUUUUUACCGCCGGAAUUUAACGCAUAUUACAAGGAAUUACUUGCUUCCUCGCAACCAAGACUGACGGGGAUGACGGGGCAGUCGCCGCAUCAACAGCCGGCCGCUCCAACGUCUAAAUAGACAAUGGGAUCUCAACAUUUAGGGUUUCCGGCAUAGCGAAAGACGCUUUGAUUACUAGAGAGACAAGGAUCCGUCGGACUUCUUUGCUGUCGAAAUGUAUAUCAGCAAAUGACGCGAUAUAAUGAUGAGAGUGAUGCGAUUUGUUCAAAUUAUAUGUUCAGUUAUGUUGUUUUUAUUCGAUUAAAGCAACAAGACGAAAUUAUUCACAGUGUUUAUUCAUGAUAGAACAAAGAUAAUUCCGCAAGGUCUCGCGCAAAGGUAAAAUGAAGUAUCGGUCACACUAAGUUUAGAUGUUAUAAUGAAAACGAAAAUAUGUAUUCAAAUUAUGAUAUAUUUCAUAUCAUUACAGUUACAAAUAUUUCAAUUACACAUUUGGUGAAAUGCAAUAAUAUGUGGGCCUUGUUAUG
This is a messenger RNA of Atta colombica, 4261 nucleotides long. RefSeq lists its product as uncharacterized. The record is from RefSeq and is a predicted model, not a curated record. Gene Ontology annotation, cellular component: nucleus. The transcript is spliced from 7 exons. Gene Ontology annotation, molecular function: transcription cis-regulatory region binding. Gene Ontology annotation, biological process: regulation of transcription by RNA polymerase II. Lineage: Eukaryota; Metazoa; Arthropoda; Insecta; Hymenoptera; Formicidae. The coding region runs from base 78 to 3854 and encodes 1258 amino acids.